Neltuma alba is the source of this 618-nucleotide messenger RNA. RefSeq lists its product as uncharacterized. The transcript has a single exon. Gene Ontology annotation, cellular component: membrane. NCBI's taxonomy places the organism in Eukaryota, Viridiplantae, Streptophyta, Magnoliopsida, Fabales, Fabaceae. Bases 1 to 618 code for a protein of 205 amino acids. The record is from RefSeq and is a predicted model, not a curated record.
AUGCGGGAGGUUGAGAGUUUAACACCUCCAAGCUUUAGGGGACUUCGAAACAAGGAUGGUAUGACAGCUGAAGAACUAUUUAGAGAAAGUCACAAAGAGUUAAUCAAGCAAGGAAAGAAAUGGAUAAAGGCCUCAUCAUCUUCAUGCUCAGUUGUUGGUGCCCUAAUUGUGACCAUUAUGUUCGCAGUACCUUUUACAGUUCCAGGUGGAAGUGAUCAAACUACUAGAGACCCCCUAUUUAUCAAACAACCAUUUUUCACGGUUUUCAUAUUCUCAACCAUAUUAUCUCUUCUCUCUUCUUCAUCUUCAGUUUUAAUGUUUCUAGCCAUCAUUACCUCUCAAUACUCAGACGAAAAGUUCCUUAGAUCCUUACCAACAAAAUUGAUUUCGGGUCUUUCUUUUCUUUUCAUCUCCAUAGUAGGCAUGAUGAUAGCAUUUCUUUCUACCAUUCGUCUAAUGUUAAAGCAUACAAACUACUCAUGGGGUCUCCUUCCCAUUAUCAUACUUGCAAGUGUUCCGGUCUUCCUCUUUGUGCUGUCACAAUUCCCUCCUCUUCUUCACACUUUUGUUUCCACGUAUGGGAGUAUCUUUGACAGGAAAGGGAAGCCGUGGCCAUGA